This is a messenger RNA of Yamadazyma jaroonii, 957 nucleotides long. NCBI's taxonomy places the organism in Eukaryota, Fungi, Ascomycota, Pichiomycetes, Serinales, Debaryomycetaceae. The record is from the annotation of a GenBank genome assembly.
AUGUUAACUAACAAGAGAAGACCAAAGACUAAGAGUCAAAGACCUGAAGCCCAGAAUGAAGGAGGUAAUGAUUCCAUACCUUUUGCUUCGGACAAUUCAAUAGAACCUUCUAGAAUUGUGGAUUUAUUUACUCAGGAAUUCAAACAUAUCUUAGAAAGUCCUGAUUUACCUGAUUUCAUUCAAGAAGUUAAAGGUCAAUUAUAUAACAGAGAAUAUAUUUCUGCUUUCAACAGUGAUGAUAAACGUUUUGCUUAUGCGUCAAGAUGGACCCCUGCACGUGCAUUGUCUUACUCAUCAUUAUUUGGGAGUUUAUCACCAAUAGUUGAAUUAUUAGAGGAAUCAGAAUCAGAGAAGAAAGUAUUAUGUGUUGGGGGUGGAGCUGCUAGUGAGUUGAUUGGAUUAGCUGCUGUGUUUUGUAGAUUAAAAGAACUGUGUUCAACUUCAGAAUCAUCUUUAUCUAUGGAUGUGGUGGAUAUUGCUGAUUGGUCAAAGAUUGUUAACAGUUUAACUAAUUAUAUGAAAAGAACAUGGAUUUAUAAACCCGAAAAGUUAUCAGCUAACUUCAUAAAUAGUGAUAUUUUGACCGAUGACUAUAAUAAAUACUCAGACUUGGAUUUAAUAACAUUAUUAUUCACUACCAAUGAACUAUUUGCUGAGAAGAAAACUGAUACCAUUAAGUUUUUACAAAAAUUGAAUCAUAACUGUAAAUCGGGAUCAUUGUUGUUGAUAGCUGAAAGUGCAGGUUCUUAUUCCCAUAUAACCAUUGGAACCAAAAAGUUCCCAGUACAAUUCAUGAUUGAUAUGAUUUUAUUGGGCAAACAGGGAGAAGAUAAUGGACCAUGGGAAUUAGUAGAACAAAGUGACAGUUGUUGGUAUAGAAUUGAUGAGAAAGAGAUAGAGUAUCCUAUGAAACUUGAAAAUAUGAGAUUUUUCUAUAGACUUUAUCAGAAGAAAUAA